UCUUCCUUUCUUCCUUUCUUCCUUUCUUGCUCUCUUUUUUGCUUCUCCUCUAUCUCCACUUCUCCACAUCUCACUCACUCUUCUCUUCUCUUCUCUUGUCUUUCUUUCACCCUUUAUACUCUCCCUCGCCUCCCGCUCUUCUGAGAAUAUAUCCUUCUCAUGUCCUUCCUUUCAUGUAUUUAAGCCACUUAUCUCCCCUCCCUCCCCUCCCCUCCAGACCAGUCCUCGACAUUCAUUCCUUGUGUCGAUCGACGAAUCCCGGGGUUACCUUGCAGCAUUCCGUUGGGAUACAUCGCGCUUUGCCAACCUGUCCUGGUCCGUUAUCCUUCGAACAUCGACGUCAACACCGUGUUCAACACUUGUUUCCGAUCCAUUCACUCCUUCACCUAGCUUUCUAAGGAGAUAGCCUCCAGCUCUCGCGGUGCAUUUUUUUUUUCCCCCUCACUCUGAAAAAAGACUGCAGAGCAGCCCCUUUUCACGAUACACCCACCCUGUCUAUCUAUCUGCAGUGCGCUGCUACUGCUCCUGAAUCGCCUGGCUCGAUUGAAUUCCGUUCAUUGAGAAAUACAUUCAACACUACUCUGAACAUACAAACGGCAUAUAUAUCCCACUCGAAUAUUGAUUCGUACAUAUCUACCCUUUUUUUUGGUUUUUUGGCAUCUCGUUCGUACCAUACGAUCCAGAGCUAGUUCUCUGUCAGUCGAACUUCCAAACUCGAUAGCCCCAUCGCUGUCGCAAAGGAACGCUGCCAGCACGCGACCAAGAACGACAACGGUCUAUUACCUUUCCUCCGCUUUGAUAGCGCACUCCCUUUUUUUCUUUUUUUUUUCUUUUUUUUUUCCCUUUUUGUUCGAGGGGCGAUUUGCUUCAUUUUCAGAAGCAAAAAUGGCUCCCGAUAUCCUAAAGUCUUUGACUGUUGCGGCUGGCCUGUUGGCCUCUGUCUCGAUCGCGGCUCCCGUGAAGCAUCUCGAGGUUUGGGAGACUGUGACCCAGCACGUCUUAACGACGGUUGUGGUCACCACCACCGUGGAUGGUGUACCAGGAGAGCCCCAGACGAUCCUCCCUCCUGUCUUGACCCAGGAGAACCAGACUCACGUGUCUACUUCAUCUGCUCCUCCGACACCCAGCGAGCCAGCCCUUAUUCCCGCACAGUUCCACCAAUUGUCCCCAGUCACAUCAUCACCGCCAUCACCUCCCGCCCCGAUAACUACUAAGGCCUCAGAACCCCCUCCACCUCCACCUCCAGCAAUUCCUCCCCCUCCCCCUCCACCAGCAGUUCCUCCCCCUUCGCCUCCUCCACCAGCAACUCCACCCCCUCCGCCGACGUUUCCACCGCCGCCCGGUGGGAUCUGCACCGAACACAGACCUUGCACGGGAGACAUGACUUAUUAUGACGGUGGAUUGGGUUCCUGUGGCUCUGACAUUAAGACCGACGGAGAAGACGUGGUUGCCGUGGGAGUUGGGUUGUCGGGGCCACGCAGUAACGACAACCCCCUCUGCGGUAUGAUGGUGACUAUCCGAUUCGACGGUAAAACUCACAACGCCACCGUGAAAGACAAGUGCGGGGGCUGCGGUAACGGUGAUCUUGAUGCGACGAGAUCUCUCUUCAAGAGAUUUGGAGAUGAGGAUCGGGGCCGUCUUGGAGGUGUUGAAUGGUGGUUCACUUAGUUUUCAAGCGAAAACGUGUCCCAUCCAGGCAGAUGCCUACCUACCUCCUGUGUACGAAAUAUACAUCGUCUGCUCUAAGGUCGGGUUGAGUGGGGGUCAGAGGUAAACACCCGCACGGAAAAAGAGCAAAGAGAAGGAGAAGGAGAAGUUAGACGAGAUUAACAGAAAAGUCCUCUCCAUGCAACUGGAGAAGAUUAUGUCAACGUAUCCGUCUGGCCUAUCUAUUGAAGGAGGUACUGCAAAAUAUCAGUCGAUGGGUCGAGCUAUUAGAAAAUUGCUUUUGUUCCUUUUACCUUGAUUUUAUGUUACUACUCGCUCUUUUCUUCUUCCUCUUGUGGGCUGGCCUGAACGUUGGAAGAGAGAAGGGCAGCAGGCGGGCCAACACUGUAACUGCAACGCCAUCCAUCCAUCCAUGAUGUCCCAAGAAUAGUGGGUGGGUGGAUGAUAGUUCUAGUGUCCUCCCAAGUUCAGUCAGUGACAUGGUGUUUCUGUCAAGAUGAGACUUUUAUCUACGUGUCUUGUUUAUAGAAAUAAAAAUAAAAAAACAAUUGCUCAUUGAGGUGCUCAACUCAGUCUCUCUUUCUCUGUGACUUUGCACUUUGUGUGAUUUUAUUUGAGAAUUCCACUCACUGAAAAAAUAAAUAUAUUUACUAGUGAAGGUAUGAUUUAGAUUUAUUAUUUUUAUAGAUUGAUUAUAGAUAACUAUAUUAUUCAAAGUAAUUAAUUAAAAUGAAAAUAGUUAUAUAUAUAGAAGUGUUCAUGAAUUCAUCUUGAGAAGCAGAACUAUACUUGACUCUGAGAACUAAAUCACAAUUAGCAUUUGUGUCUCACUGCCUUCAGUGCCUUGAUAUGAUCAACAGGCAAGCUAAAUUAGCAGCUUUCAGCCAAUAAGCAAGCAGUCAUAAAUGAAGGUGGUAGAAAAAUACCACUAAUUGUGGCCUGGUUCUGUUCUCAGACAAGAGAAUAUUUGAGAAAGAUAUCUAUGUCAAGAUACUUAGAGCCUGUUCGGUGCAUCCGUACUUUUGUGGUUCGGAAGAACGUACGACCGUCGGAUAAUAACGCGGCCGCUUCCGAACUUGCUUACAAAUGUAAAGGGGCCAUAGCGGCCACCAAUUAA
Molecule: messenger RNA, 2785 nt
Organism: Blastomyces gilchristii SLH14081
Lineage: Eukaryota; Fungi; Ascomycota; Eurotiomycetes; Onygenales; Ajellomycetaceae
Exons: 3
Coding region: 886-1668 (260 amino acids)
Source: RefSeq, a predicted model, not a curated record